Messenger RNA from Eremothecium gossypii ATCC 10895, 711 nucleotides. It is a transcript of the gene RTS2, whose product is annotated as Rts2p. The transcript has a single exon. The coding region runs from base 1 to 711 and encodes 236 amino acids. Lineage: Eukaryota; Fungi; Ascomycota; Saccharomycetes; Saccharomycetales; Saccharomycetaceae. Gene Ontology annotation, molecular function: double-stranded DNA binding; zinc ion binding. The record is from RefSeq and is marked provisional. Gene Ontology annotation, biological process: DNA replication; DNA damage response. Gene Ontology annotation, cellular component: nucleus.
AUGGGAAAGGCAGAAUUUGGUACAGCCAAGUACAUUAGUAACCAGCUGAAAGCCAGAGGCCUUCAGAAGCUGCGCUUCUACUGUCAAAUUUGUCAAAAACAAUGUAGAGACGACAACGGUUUCCAGUCGCAUAUAAAGUCACCAUCUCACCUACGGAAGAUCAGCACUAUCACCCCUAAAGAUAUCGACCAGUAUACCAAGCAGUUUGAGCGCGACUUCCUAAGACUGUUACACAUGGGUCAUGGAGAAAAGAAGAUAGAAGCCAAUAAGUUUUACAACGAAUAUAUUCAGGACAAGCACCAUAUACAUAUGAAUGCUACGCGCUAUACAUCACUCACGAAGUUCAUUCAGCACCUUAGCAAAACUGGGAAAAUUCGCGUGCAUGGUGUGGAAGAACUGGAGGAAGAUAUGGACCCGGGCCAGAUACUAAUAAGCUACAUUGACAACUCCUCAGAUAAUAUGUUAAAGAAGGAUAAACUUCGAGAGCUUGAAGAGAAUGAUAAACAUGAAGAAGACAUCCGUCAGAACAUGCUGCUCAAACAGAUAGAAUUCGGCAAGAAGGCCGAGCAACUGGCGGACGUGCCAGCGAGUGAUGAGGUUCCGGGGGCAGAGAAACCCGCUGUUAUCGGAAAGGUGUCCCUCAGAUUGGAGACAAAGAACAAGGUCAAGAAGAAGAAAUCAAAGGGGACGAACGUGUUUAAAAAAGCGUGA